Molecule: messenger RNA, 1251 nt
Organism: Staurois parvus
Lineage: Eukaryota; Metazoa; Chordata; Amphibia; Anura; Ranidae
Source: the annotation of a GenBank genome assembly
AUGGGACCUUUCAAGGAUAUGGCUACUGUCCGAAUAUUGGUGGAGGAUGUGGAUGAACCGCCAGUGUUCACCAAAUCAGGAUAUGUACUUGAAGUCAUGGAAGACGCCAAAAUUAACACUCUUGUAGGAACAGUCACGGCCCAAGAUCCAGAUGCUGCCAGAAGCCCUGUGAAGUAUUCUGUGGAUCGACACACAGACAUGGAUAGGAUAUUCAACAUCGAUUCUGGAAAUGGAUCAAUUUUUACAUCCAAACCUCUAGAUCGAGAGUCGUUCUUGUGGCACAAUAUCACAGUAAUAGCUACAGAGAUCAGUAAUCCUAAAGAAAGCAGUCGUGUUCCUGUGUAUAUUAAAGUUCUGGAUGUAAAUGACAAUGCCCCGGAAUUUGCAACAGUGUAUGAGAUAUUCGUUUGUGAAAACGCAAAGGCAGAACAGAUAAUACAUACUGUGAGUGCAGUGGAUAAGGAUGAUUCAUACAGUGGACUUCGGUUUUCUUAUUCAUCAGCAGAUACCAACUUUACUGUCAAAGAUAAUGGAGAUAACACAGCCAGCAUAUACACUAGAAGAAAUGGAUAUAGUCGCCAUGAGAUGAAUACAUACCUCUUACCAGUGGUCAUUUCUGAUUAUGGGUUCCCUGUGCAGAUUAGCACUGGUACUCUGACCAUCCGUGUGUGUGCCUGCGACCACAAGGGUAACAUGCAGUCUUGUACAGCUGAAGCGCUAAGCCACCCCACGGGUUUGAGUACAGGAGCAUUGAUUGCCAUUCUCCUCUGCAUUAUAAUACUGCUAGUAACGGUGGUCCUAUUUGCUGCUUUACGACGACAGAGAAAGAAAGAACCGUUGAUUGUUUCUAAAGAAGACAUAAGGGAUAACAUUGUGAGUUACAAUGAUGAAGGAGGUGGAGAGGAAGAUACUCAAGCCUUUGAUAUUGGUACAUUGAGAAACCCUGAAGCCAUAGAAGACAGUAAAUUGCGCAGGGAUAUUGUUCCAGAAACACUCUUUUUUCCACGUCGAACUCCAUCGGCAAGAGACAACACUGAUGUCAGAGAUUUCAUCAACCAAAGGUUAAAGGAGAAUGACCUGGAUCCAACAGCUCCCCCUUAUGACUCCUUAGCAACAUACGCAUAUGAAGGCAAUGGUUCAGUGGCAGAGUCCCUAAGUUCCCUGGAAUCUGUCACUACAGAUGGUGAUCAGGACUAUGACUAUCUGAGUGACUGGGGACCACGUUUUAAAAAAACUAGCAGAUAUGUAUAG